AUGACAGCGAAAGCGAGUGAUAGAAAGCAAGAAAGAGUAGUGAAGGGGUAGAUAAUGCCAUUCAUUGGUAGGGAUUGGCGAUCGCCCGGAGAGGUAUGGGUGAAGACCGACGAGGGAUGGGAACGGAUGAAACUGUUGCAGAACUCAUCCAUCAUUCACACUGAUAUAGCCGUCGAUAAGAAGAAGGCGUCCAAAGGGAGGCCCCGGAAGAAGAAGAAGUUGGUGUCGAUCCCAAAACCGACGCCAAAUGACACGCUAGACACUGACACACCACCGAUGCCAGUGUCUAAACUGCGGACAUUCGCACAGUUGGCCAAAGAGCUCAAAGUCUUUGAUAUGAAUGUCGAAACUGUCGAUCCAAUUGUCAAAACUGAUGAUAAUAUAUUGAAAACAGUGGUCGCAGAGGAAUGUGUCACCACUGAAGACCAAAUUAUUGAGAACAUUGUUAGUGAUUGUGCGGACAUUUCUACAGAUCAGGCACACAAUGUUAUAGACUGUGAAAACACUGUUAAAGAUAAUGACAUCGUUAGAGAUAAUGAAGACAUUGUAGACAAUGAAGACGUGUAUAGAGACUGCGAGGAAACAAUUAUAGACAAUGAAUACAUUUGUAAUGAUAAUGAAGACGUUGUCGAAGAUAUGGAAAGCAUUAUAAAAGAUACUGAAGAUAUUACUAUAAAUAAUGAAGAGACUGCGAAGAAUAGUGCGGAUCCAAUCGGUGAUAACGUUGACACUGUUAGUGAAAGUGUGGCCACUGUUUGUGAUACGGCAGUCACUGUUGAAGAGGACGUGAGCGCCAAUUGUGUGCGUCGGUCGAGACGUCUGAAGAAAGUGACGGAAUUGUAUUCCAGCGAAGAAGUGGACAAAAGUAAUCGUCGGCCGAACGCUAACACAAUGGCAGAACUGAUUGUUAGCGUUUCGGCCACCGAUGCCGACGAGCCGUCAAAGACUAGAUCCAAGGCAUCGAAACCGAAGGCACAAAAAGAGAGCCCGAAGUCGAAGACAGAGAAACCGUCGAAAGUGGCGAAGACAUCGAAACCAAAGAUCGAGAAGAAGACAAAGAGUAAACGGCGCGGAAGUAUUGGCGGCAAGAAUAUCGGCAAACUGUUGGCCGACUACAGGCGCCGCAUACCUGAGCACCAAAAGCGGCUCAAAUACGUGGAAAUGGAUCCCAAUAUCGAUAUACUGUACAAAAAGAUCGGUUUGGUGUCCACACGUCUGUCGGCGAUACCCGAAGCGCAGGACGAAUGCUAUAAAUGA
Messenger RNA from Medioppia subpectinata, 1257 nucleotides. Lineage: Eukaryota; Metazoa; Arthropoda; Arachnida; Sarcoptiformes; Oppiidae. The record is from the annotation of a GenBank genome assembly.